Molecule: messenger RNA, 2397 nt
Organism: Acanthocheilonema viteae
Lineage: Eukaryota; Metazoa; Nematoda; Chromadorea; Rhabditida; Onchocercidae
Source: the annotation of a GenBank genome assembly
AUGCCUGAACAAUCAUCAACACCAACUCGAGAAAAAUCCCAUAGAACUCAGCAACGAGAACAAACAUUCCAUCAACUAUUGCAUCAGUUAAGACUCUCUGGACAGAAUGCAUCGUCGUCAUCACCGGAACUAAUAUCAUCUGGAUUCUCGAUUUCAGAUGCAGCCCGGCAAGUAAUUGAAAAUGUGCUUACAGAGGGAGUCCACGAAUUGCUUGUACCAUCUUCAUCAUCUUCAUCAUCAUCCAUUCAGCAGUCACAAUUACAGGCGAUUAUUCAACAAUUUCAGCAACGGAUACAAUCAUCUCGACAAAGGUAUUCUGAUGGAAAUCAAUAUAUCAUACAACUACCCGUACAAAGCAAUCAACAAUCUUCUGGAAUUUCUCAGCAGUCACGUGCAGAACAGCUUUUGCUACAGGUAUCACUACAACAACCACAACAAUUAUCUGUGGUAAAUCCGGGAAAUAUAAAUACCCAAAUGUUUUUACAGGUCCCUCAGUUACAAGGAAAUUCCAAUAUACCACCUCUGGAAUCUUCGAUAGCAUCUCAGCAAUCACAUAUGCAAAGAGCUGAAUCAUUAUUUCGACAACCAUCUCAACAGUCGGCGCAAAAUGUUCAACAACAGAAUCCUCAAGGCAACAAUCAUUCACUGGCCGAAUUAUCUCAGCAGACGAAUCAGUGCUUGCAAUCACAGCAACAUUUAAACGGGUCUCAAUACCAGCAGCAACAUAUUCAGGGGAUUCAACAGUCACUUCUACAGUUAUCACAGCAAGUGCCGAUAUUAUCACUGCAACAACCGCUUCAACAAACACAACCAUUACUCGUUCAAAUUCUUCAACAAUCUUCAACUACACCACAACAACCACGUCCACAACAGAAUCAUCAUCCACUCAUACAGGUACCUCAACAACCGGUACAACAGAGGAUGCCAGUACAUUAUCCUUUACAACAAGUACAAUCAACCCAGCAAGCAUUAGCGCAAUCACUUCUGCUACCUUCGGUACAGCAACCAGCUCAGGUAUUCCAGCAGUCAAAUCAGGCAAUGCCUUCAUUUUUGUUAGGGAUACCUCGGGAGGCAGCGCAAGUUUUGCAGCAGACGCAAUCUAAUCAACCUCCUACCUCAUUGCAAGAAUCAGCUUCGCAAAGCAUUCAACAAAUGUUCCGCCAAAUGUCUCAGCAAUCGAUGUCAGAAGUGAGGGGAACAAAUUCAGAAGAUCUAGAAAGUACUGCGUUACUCGCUCAAGUUAGACAAAAAACUCAACAGCAGUUAAAUCAGCAACAAACAGUUCAAGAACUUCUACGAUCACAGCUUAUUAAUUGGGAAUCAAUGGGAAUACCUUUGGGGAUUUUACAGGUAUCAGAACCACAAUUGCAACCGUCUCAGCAAUCAUCAGAAACGGUGCAAAAAUCGCUUGAAAUACCGGACGUAUCGCUUUUUAAUUUAUCUCCUGAACAUUUUAUGCGAGUCAUUCAACAGUGCCCGUACAGCAGAUCAUCAGAUCAAGCAUCAUCAGUGCAACCGUUUCGACAAUUACGUCCAAGUUCAUUCCUACAAUCAUGUCAAGCAUCAUCACCGUUAGGUCAACUAUCCUCCACACAAUUAACUCCACAAUCACUUCUACAAUCAGACCGACAGUCGUCAUCAUUGCAUCACCAAUCAUCCACACAAUUUUCACUUUCGCCAAAAAAUCAAAUUCAAGUACUACCAUCAGAAGCUGCUGUAUCAUCAAAUCGAAGUAGAAGUUCUGCAGCCAUACUAAAUGAUACAGUUACUACACCAUCUGUCAUUGCCAGUAUCAAUGAAUUACGGGAGACGUUUCCAGAAGAUAGUCGUUAUGAUGAGGAACCCGUCAAUAACGAAAGAAAUGAUACUUCCAUUUCAGAAGCAGAAACUAACAUUUCAUCGAUAAGUACAGUGUCAGGAGCGACGACCAGGCUGACAAAUUCAAAUGAAUCGCAUGAAACAAUGGCUGAUAAUGACUCAACAGUUAGAACUAUUCCGCAUACAACAGAAACUAUAUAUGUGGAUUCACGUCAUAUUUCUGGUCUAAAUGAUAAUUCAUUAUCAGUGGCACAUUUAACAUUUGACCCAACGGCUACAUUAACACAAUUUUUGCAUAAUCAGCAAACAGAAUCCGAUAUUCCGGAACAUAACGUUGUAGCAUCAUCAUUGUUAUUAAAUCAUUUUUCAAGUUCCAAUGAGAUCAAUCAUCUUUUGGGCAACAAUACAAAUGAUAAUAUUGAGACAGUGGAAUCAAGAAAUGAGCUUGAUCAGAUACUUCGUGAUGAUAUAUUGGUGGCACAAGAAAUGGCAAACUAUUUAGCCGAUCAAUUAGCAAAGAUUGAGAGUUUGUCAUGUUUACUGAAUAGCGCUAUGAGAACCAAUGAUUCAUCAUCAUAA